AUGUGGAAUUCGUUAAAUGCAAGCGGAGUUCUUCAUGCUGAAUUGCGACAUUACUUGAAACGAUCAGAUGAGGCAUUAGAUCGUCUUUACCUCCCCUCUGCCAUUGUUUCAAGAAUGAUCACUAAUUCGGUUAGAGACUACAGUGAGGAUGAGUGUUCUAAUAGUUCAAACGUUGCCUACUUUGUCAAUAAAUGGAUUGACUACUACUACUACUGA
Rodentolepis nana is the source of this 216-nucleotide messenger RNA. The record is from the annotation of a GenBank genome assembly. NCBI's taxonomy places the organism in Eukaryota, Metazoa, Platyhelminthes, Cestoda, Cyclophyllidea, Hymenolepididae.